Phodopus roborovskii (desert hamster) is the source of this 1939-nucleotide messenger RNA. RefSeq names its product rhomboid domain containing 2 (gene Rhbdd2). Bases 76 to 1161 code for a protein of 361 amino acids. NCBI's taxonomy places the organism in Eukaryota, Metazoa, Chordata, Mammalia, Rodentia, Cricetidae. Gene Ontology annotation, molecular function: serine-type endopeptidase activity. The record is from RefSeq and is a predicted model, not a curated record. The transcript has 4 exons. Gene Ontology annotation, cellular component: membrane.
GACCAGCGCAGGUAGGCGGAAAUUGCCGAGGCAGGCGGCGAGUGCCUAGGCGGUUCGCGGGAAGGCCUGGCCGCCAUGGCGGCCCGGGGUUCCGCGAGUCGCUUCUGGUGCUCGUGCCCCGAGGUGCCUUCUGCCACAUUCUUCACCGCCCUGCUCUCGCUGCUGGUGUCGGGACCCCGCCUGUUCCUACUGCAGUCGCCUCUGGCGCCUUCGGGGCUGUCGCUGCGCUCCGAGGCCCUGCGCAACUGGCAAGUUUACAGGCUGGUGACCUACAUCUUCGUCUAUGAGAAUCCAGUCUCCCUGCUCUGCGGCGCCAUCGCCAUCUGGCGCUUUGCUGGCAACUUUGAGAGGACCGUGGGCACUGUCCGCCAUUGCUUCUUCACCGCGAUCUUCACCAUCUUCUCUGCCAUCAUCUACCUGUCAUUCGAGUCCGUGUCAUCGCUGUCCAAGCUGGGUGAGGUGGAGGAUGCCAGAGGGUUUACCCCUGUGGCUUUUGCCAUGCUGGGAGUCACCUCUGUCCGCUCUCGGAUGAGGCGGGCCCUGGUGUUUGGUGUGGUGGUGCCUUCAGUCCUCGUGCCGUGGCUUCUGCUGUGUGCCUCCUGGCUCAUUCCUCAGACCUCCUUCCUGAGUAACGUCUCCGGCCUUUUGAUCGGCCUAUCAUAUGGCCUCACCUACUGUUACUCCCUCGACCUCUCUGAGCGAGUAGCCCUGAAGCUUGACCAGAAGUUCCCCUUCAGCGCCAUGAGGAGGGUUCCCCUGUUCAAGUACGUCUCAGGUUCUUCUGCCGAAAGAAGAGCAGCACAGAGCCGGAAACUGAACCCUGCACCCGGCUCCUAUCCCACACAGAGUUGCUACCCUCAUCUAACCCCAAGUCACCCUGUCACCCAGAUACAGCAUGCUAAUGGCCAGAAACUGGCCUCCUGGCCUCCCGGACACAUGCCCAGCCUGCCUCCAUACCAGCCUGCUUCUGGCCUGUGUUAUGUGCAGAACCAUUUUGGUCCUAACCCCAAUGCCUCCAGUGUGUACCCAGCUUCUGCAGGGACCUCCCAGGGAGUGAAGCCUCCCUCCCCCAUCAGCUGUCCUGGCACUGUGUAUUCUGGGGCCCUGGGCACCCAAGGGGCUCCAGGCUCUAAGGAAUCUUCCAAGGUUGCCAUGCCCUAGCCAGUCUGCAGAAAAGGCUCCUCUACGUGUUGGGCAGAGAAAGGUCCUACCCAAGUGAGGAAUUUAAGAAUUAUUUAUUGAAGCCAAAGCAUGCUGGCCUGUCAUCCCAGCUGCUUGGGAGGUUGAGGCCUAUAAAUGCAAAGGUCAAGGUCUGGGCUCCAGAGCAAUUUCGAGGUCAGCCUAGGCUAUGUAUGUAUCACAAGACUCUAUAUUAAAAUUAAUAAAAAAUAGCUGGGCCUGGGGCAUAGUCCUCAAUUCCACAAAAAAAAAAAGAAUUAUUUAUUAAAUACUUCUAUGUGCCAGCUCUGUUGAGUACUUUGAUAAAUGUCCCUAUAUAGCUGUGUCGUUUCCCCUCAAGGCAGCUCUAGAAAGUAAAGUUUACUGCCCCAGCUUUCAGACACAGGAAAUAAAAGUGGGUGUGGCUAGCCAUGCCUGUAAUCCUCUGUGAUCAAGACAAGGAUCAGACGUUGAAGGUCAUCCCCAGCUACACAGUGGGUCUGAACCCAGCCACUGGCUACAUGAGAAGUAAGACAUCCUGGGGUCCCAUGGAAUCUUGAGGCUCUACAGCCACUGCUAGAAAGUGUGGUUGUCAUCGGCUGCCAGGGACUCUUGCCAGUCCUACCAUCUCAUCCUGCUCAGUGUCUGUGUGGCAUCCUCUUCCCCCUCCAGCCCUCCCUGUCCUGACUUCUGCCAGACGGUGAUGACCUGCAGCUUCAUGCUGGUGGUCCACCCUGUGAGUUAACUACCUUUGUAUAAAAACCAGCCUCCAGCCUGCCAA